CUCCUCCCUCUCUUCUCGCCUACCCUAACACAGCACGCUCACACUCACGCUCACGCUCACGCUGCACAGCCUCUGGCCCUCUUCCCCUCUCCCGCUUCCCAUUCGCUGCCCAGUCCCUCUUCAACGCUUACCUCCCCUGCUACCCUCGCUCGUCCUCGCUACCCUACGUCCCCACCCUAGACCACACCACUCAGCCAGGCUUGCCUAGCUGGGCUGCCGCUGCUCACUCACGUCGACCGAUCUUCGACUCGACCUACCUUCUCUCCCUUACAACCACUUCCUCCGACCAGACCUCUACCACCCUUCCGGAUCCCACGACAGCUUCGACGAACACCACGAUAUCGUCGAGUUGUCUUCUCCAACAUGAACAAGCUUGCCAAUAUGCGGCAUUGGUCCGAAAGGAUGGGCCCCGGCUUCGGAAUGGGCAGACCUAACAUGAACAUGACGACCAUCGCCCCUCAGCACAAGACCAUCCCCCACGGUGCCUCGCCCGUUCUCUCACCCACCAGAGAAGAUACACAUAUACACUACUCUUUCAACGUGCCCUUCUCGUCAGAUCUCGCCGGUCCCAACACGGAAGACAUCCUAUACGCAACGAAUGGCGCCGUACUGCGAUGGACACACCCGGAGGACGCGCCGGAUGAUGUGCCUGUACACAAGCUUCCAGUACACAAACAGAACGAAGACAACCUGAGGAAGCUUUGUGAGGAGAUCACCGCUUCGCCACUGACCGUAGAAGCAUAUGUCAGAAUCGCAGAACCCAGAAGAGUCAAAGGACAGGUUACGAAUGUCUGUCUAGCCGGAAGUCCGGAAUUGGUUCACAAGAGUCGAGAAACCAUUCUCAAUGAUACCCCAUUAGCACUGGUAAGGCUGCUUGAUAUCCCAAAGUCGAGCUGUACUGACAAACCUAGCGGUGUACGAUUGUUGAUAUCGAUGGAGAAUUAGUAAUUGACUCGGAAGCGACUGCAUUGAAGUCCCAUGUGGUGGAUCAUCUCGAUCAGAUCUCAGCGUUCUGUGGAGUUGACAUUUUCCUUCUCGGACCCAAAUUUGCAUCGUUAUCGGAGGGCUUGAACAGCAAUGGCGAUGCUGGACGGGACCACCGCUGGCGAGUAGCCAUUUACGGAGAUAUGGAAAGUGCUGAACACGCAAAGACCAGAGUUCUAAUCUUCAUCGAUAGGCUGGUGAGUGAAAUACGCGACAUCCAAAAAGCGAGUUUUGAAGCUAAUGUUAGCAGCUUGGGCGUGUUGUUGAUGGAACGAUGCUUGAGCUCUCCCUUCAUACGGUCGUCUGUGGGCGAUCUCGAAAAAACAUCAAGAUUAUCGAAUCGGCAACGAACACCGCAAUCUACUUCCCACCUCCUUUCUCACAGGUCUACAGAUAUUGCCCAGCAGGAGCACAGAGACGUAACCCGGAAGAGAUUUUUAUCACUGGUGACACCCCACAAAACAUCACCGCGGCGAAGCAGAAAAUCCACGAUUUGGUCAGCCGUACUAGAGUUUUCAUGAAGGAUGCAGUGGUUGCCGCUGCCAAAAUUGAUAGCAUUCUACUGAGCAGACUCGAUAAGGUCCGCAAAAUCAUGGAGACGAAUGGCACAUUCAUCCAAUUCCCAGCCUUGGCAUCAACCCGCAACAUGAUUCGGAUUCAAGGUGUGGAAGGGCUACAUGUUGAGCGGACUGUUAGGGACAUCAUGUCACUAGUACGAACCCCACAGAACUUGUUCCACAAAUUCAUACUGACUUAACUAGACGGGCCAAUUUUACAGUGCGUCUUGGUGGAUUCAACAUGCAGAUACCAUGCGAAUGCCAUCCAACUUCGACAUUCGGACCAUGCUUUUCGAUAUCUGUGCUAAUUCUGAUGCCGAUGUCUCCUUUGACAAGCUAACCUUUGCUAUCACCGGAUCCGAUGAUGCUGUGAAAGCUGCUUUGAUGGUCAUUUCCGAGAUCAAAUUUGUUGCACGUUCCCAAUACCAAAUUCGGGUCAAGAUCGAGUUGGCCAAUGAACACAAGGAAUUCGUUAGUGGCAAGAAGAAUGGCAAAAUCAAUAAAAUCAUGGGUCAGAGUAGCGUGCAAAUUAUUUUUGACGGCUUCAACGAGUACAACUUCAAUAUCGAUGUUUGCGCAGGAAAUUACGAAGCCAUGAAAUCUGGGUUGAUGUUGGUGGAACAAGAAAUGCCGGCCUCGAUUUCGUUCCAUGUCCCAGAUCAAUAUCACAAGCGCAUUAUUGGCAUUGGAGGACAACACAUUCAACGAAUCAUGAAGAAGCACUCUGUCUUUGUAAAGUUCUCAAACGCCAUGGAUCGAGGUGGCGUUGGUAGAGAGGAUGAUGAUAUCAAGGUUGACAAUGUCAUCUGCCGUACCCCAGCUCGUAACGCCCAAAAUUUGGAGCUCGUCAAAUCCGAAAUUCUGGACAUGGUGGACCGAGUCGACUCGGAGUUCACAUCCCAAGUCGUUAACGUCGACCGUCUCUACCAUAGACAACUCAUCGCUCGCCUUGGCCAAAUCGAAGAGCUCGAGAAGAAAUGGAAUUGUAGAAUUCAAUUUCCCAGCACGGAGCAAGCUAGCGACGACGUCACAGUAAAUGGUCCGGAAUGGCAGGUUCCUCAUUGUGUAGACGAAUUUCUUGGAAUGGUUCCAGAUCACCACGAACUGGUUCUUGCUCAAUCGCCCGAGUUGAAAAUCUUCCUUAAUUCGAAGCAGUUCAAGGAAGAUCUCAUUCUCAAACUCAAGUUGCAAUACGUCGUCGAAGUGCAAGUCAAAGAAGAUGAGGCUGAGCGCACAGAAGAUGGCGGACCUACCACCACAUUGCUCUGGACUUUCACUAGAAACAAUGCUGGUGGUGUACGGGACGCCAUAGACUUCCUGACAACCAACAUGGCCUCGGCCAGCAUUGAGGUCACGGUUGUCAAGGGUGCUAUCCCACGUCCAAAGUCUGAUUCUUUUGAAGAAUCUCUUCAAUUCUUUGACUCUAAGCUUCUUCAGCACGCCCCGGCUCCUGUUUCUACGGACUCUCCAACCAGAUCUGCAUUUGGAGAUGAUGUCGCCCGUGAACGCAGUACCAUUUUUGAUAAACUCCGCAAACCCGGUAGCAUGUCUUCCAUCUCCUCUUUUCUUGAUCGCCGCAAGAAUAGCUCACACUCACCAGCUGGGUCGUUCUUCAAGAACGGCUCCAACAACGUUUCCAAGUCUUCUUUGAUCUCCAUAGAGUCUACUAGAAGCUUCAAUGCGGACCGCAAUCCCUGGAACGAUAGUGGCGUCAAUUUGCCCGAGGACGACACUACUCCUUGGCCAACACGUCAAUUUGGGAAUGGAAGUGGUAGCAGCCAUGACCACAAAUCCCUACAAAUCCAACACCCAGGUGACACCACACCAAAACACAUCAUGCGAGGCUCCACUGAUAGUGGUCGCCCAUCAACUUCUCAUUCUACCUCAGGAUACCCAGGCCCAAUCGGGCCACCGCGUUAAAUGAGACCCUUGUUUCCUCUAUUUCCUAGAGUCAUGGAUAUAUACCCUGGCGCGCAAUACCCCAGAUACCAGCUUGUGCUUUUGUUUCUAUUUUCGACUUUUUUCUGCGUUUUUCCCUGCGAUUGCUUUUUGUGUUUCCUACUUGCGAUAUGUGUUGGUUGCUUUUUACCCGAAAGAAAAAAGCGAGAGCACUCGGCGUCCCGUUGUCGACAUUUUUACUUUAUUACUUGAGAUUAUGAUACAGAGAUAGAAGUUUGCGUCGUCUUCGGAAAGAAGGAAGGGAAUACCAAUUUGAUUUGGCUUUUUUUGUUAUUUGUUGUUAUGGGUGCUUUGAGGCGCGAGAAUGGGAACUUUUUUCAAAUUCUUUUUCUUUUCAAGCUUUUUGCGUUUUCACUCUUCUCUACUCUUUCCCUUUCAAGUGGUGGCAGGUGGAGGUGGAAUCGAUAGCAGGAUGGAUACGAAGAGUUGACGAUGAUGGGCUUCGAAAGGACGAAUCUUUCUUUCCUUUUCGCGGCUUCGGCUUUGGAUGCAGGGACGAUGACACACACUACGUACGUUACUGGGACUUAGGGGGCACAAUUUGGGAUGGAAGGGGGGAAUUGUGGUACACAGCGUUGGUGCGUUGGUUGGGGGGAGGGAAUUGAAAUAGUGGGUGCAUGUUAUGAUACCCUAUGCCACAGUGAGAAGAAUGAAAAGUUUUCCUUGAAUA
Messenger RNA from Hymenoscyphus albidus, 4170 nucleotides. The record is from the annotation of a GenBank genome assembly. Lineage: Eukaryota; Fungi; Ascomycota; Leotiomycetes; Helotiales; Helotiaceae.